UGUGACGUCAUCAGCCGAUCGAUUUCCGGGCAGCCGGCAGCGCAGUCACUUGUUACUGUUUUUGUUUUGCUGGCGAAGAGGCAAAGUUGUGGGUUUUUCAAAUGUUGUAAAAAUGGAUCGUGUUGAUGAAGAAGAAAGUAGAACUUUGCCUAUGGAUGAAAGUUUGCAAGUAAUUUUUAAAUCGCUUGUUGAUCAACAGAAUUAUGAGACUGCUAUGGAUUUUUUGAUUGCUAUUGAUCUGCAAUAUAUUCCAAAUGAACACACGCUUAAAUUAGUGAUCUUUGAGAUACUGAUGAAAUGCACUGAUGCUAGAGUUCUUGCUGAAGCCCAUAGGUAUUUAUGCAGCUUAUUGGAAAAUUAUCCUCCAACAGAUGAAACGCGAAAAGAAUUCUACUAUAAUGUUCUUCUUGGAACAUCAGUGAACAGAACAUCUCGUAACUCAGAAUUAUGGAACAUCUUCUGUCACAUCAUGAUCUCAUGUUUAGUUCAUUACAGAGUAUAUUCUCUUGAAAAUAUGGAAAAGAAAUCUAGUGUUGUGAGAUACCCAGGAUGUAAUCUUUUGUUAAAUUACUACAUUAAAGUAAUCAGUAAAAGUUUUGAAAUCUUUGCUGAUCAGAAAUCAAUAUAUGCAGAUCCUAAAAAAUGCCUUCUAGUCAACAUUUUUUGGCCUUCCUCUGAAAUAGGUGUCAUCAGUAGUAAUUGUUUGCAAUUACUUAAAUGGAUUAACGAUGUUUACAAAACUCAUAUGGCCCAUCAGAAAAAUACCUUGUCGAACCAGUUACAUAAUUUGCUGAAUUUGAUAGUCAAAUUCAAUAUUGAACAAAAGAACGGACUUAUUGGUACCACUGCAUUUAACUCUCAUGCUUUGCAUGAAAUGUGCUCCAAUAUAAUGAAUAAUUGCAAAGAUGUACAUGUAAAUUGGAUGAACAUCAAAUUGUUUAUCACAUCAGCUUCCCCAAAGUAUUUCCAAAUGAAAUUGUGUGAAUCUAAAAUUGUCGAAAUGCUGUAUCGCCAUUAUGAUGCUUCUUUAACGCCUUUGACGUUGCAAAAAAUACUCCUCCACUAUAUGUUUUGUUAUGACCCAAAGACUAAAAAAAUGAGAAGUUUUUCAAAGGGAAAUGGGUCAAAAAAUCUUCAGAAAAAAAAGAAAGUUUUUGCAAAGAAACCUUCAAGAGGCAAUACCAAGCUUCAUGAACUGGUUAUAAGUAACAAAUUUGCAGACCUAUUGGAAUGCAUGCAAGAAUCACCUGAUGACAUUAAUGCAAAAAAUCUUUCUGGAAACACGCCUUUACAUGAAGCAUGUCUAGAGAAACAGUUUAUGUGUGUUAAGGUUUUGUUAACAGACACUGGUCAGGAUCCCAUUCCUGCUGUGGAUAUACUAGCAGUUAAUAAUGAAGGUCAUACUGCGCUUCAUCUUGCUGUUUUAAAGGAUGAUCUUGCAAGCACAAGAGAGUUGUUAAAUUUUGGAGGUUACGAAUUGUUAUCUGUUAGAGAUUACAAAGGAAGAACUGCAAAGUUUUUUGCUGAAUCAGCUGAAAUGAAAAAACUAAUGGAAGAAUAUGUAGCAAAUGAAGAUGAAGUCGAUGAAAUUUCUUUUGAGCUUCAAAACUAUGGUCCUCCGAUCUUUAAGUCCUAUGGAGAGUAUCAUAUUUAUCUGUAUUUACUGAACAUUCUACUGUCAUAUUAUACAGAUCUGUUUCAUCUCACAAAUUGGCUCAAAAGCGGGAAAAAAACUGAUUUGGGAGACCAUGAAAACCAAAGAUGCUGUCAUGUUUUGUCAACUGAACAAGUGGUGUGCUCUGAAGAUGCUAUGUUUCUGGAAAAAAUGAACGAUUUAAUUGAAAAUUACAUUGAAUUGGUUAAACAACGUGCAGAAGGACAGGAAGUUCAGGGAAUUGAAUUAGAACUUAUUCCACUGAAAAUGUAUGUGGCAGCUCUAUCUGUACCAGAUUAUUUAAUUAAAAAGUGAU
This is a messenger RNA of Uloborus diversus, 1970 nucleotides long. RefSeq lists its product as uncharacterized. The coding region runs from base 113 to 1969 and encodes 618 amino acids. Gene Ontology annotation, molecular function: protein binding. The transcript is spliced from 12 exons. NCBI's taxonomy places the organism in Eukaryota, Metazoa, Arthropoda, Arachnida, Araneae, Uloboridae. The record is from RefSeq and is a predicted model, not a curated record. Gene Ontology annotation, biological process: positive regulation of double-strand break repair.